Messenger RNA from Lucilia sericata (common green bottle fly), 2160 nucleotides. RefSeq names its product dolichol kinase (gene Dolk). Gene Ontology annotation, cellular component: endoplasmic reticulum membrane. NCBI's taxonomy places the organism in Eukaryota, Metazoa, Arthropoda, Insecta, Diptera, Calliphoridae. The transcript has 5 exons. The coding region runs from base 455 to 1978 and encodes 507 amino acids. Gene Ontology annotation, biological process: dolichyl monophosphate biosynthetic process. Gene Ontology annotation, molecular function: dolichol kinase activity. The record is from RefSeq and is a predicted model, not a curated record.
CGCAGGGCUCUGAUGGGGACACAACUGCUAAAAGUCGACAACAAAAUCUAUAAAAAAUUGAAAUUAAAAGAAAAUCAACAACAAUCAUCAUAAAACAACAUGAACAAUAAGUGCAACCGAAACAAGUCGGAAGAAGAAGGCAUUCAAACAACAAAAUAAAAAUAAUAACAACAAACCUGUAUGAUUGCAACACAGCUGCUGCAACUUAAGUGAAAAUCAAGGAAAACUUAAGAAACCUCACCACCACUAACCAAUAGCAGUAGUAAACAAAUUGGUAAAUGAUAGAAAACAUAAACUAAACAAAUUUCCACAAGCAAAUGCAAGAGUUUGCUGCUGCAGUUGUUGUUACGACUGAAACCUUUGAGUGAAUCAAUAAUAAUUUAUUUAUAAUACAAUCUUUGUUUUUGCAUUAAGUGUAUAAAAUUUUAAUUUAAUAAAACAAACAUAAUAAAACAUGAGAAGUCGUCGCAAUGAGGGGAGUAGUAAUUACAGUACCGAUACCAGCAGCAGUGAUGAGGAUGCUCAACUUAAAAAAUUACAUGCACGUAUGUGUGGUAUUGGUCAUCAGAAAUACAAUGACAUCGUUUCCAGACCCCGAGCAUCACCCGGAUACUGGCUAUGUUGUUUGUUACCCCUAGCCUUAGUCGUUAGUUACUGCACUACAAUUAGAAAUCAAACACAAUGUCCUGAUAUGCCUAUGAACUACAAAAUUAUCACAAUAAUAUCGGUGGCAUUAAGUAUACAAACCCUAAGUUUUUUUGUUUAUAUCAAUCUACAAGCAAAACUCUAUAAAUGGCUGAUUGUUUUUAUACCCUUUAUGUGUGGCACCGGUUUAUUUAAAGUAUUUUUAAAUGAAUCGUGGGCUUGGUCGCUUUUGUGGACUUUAGCUGCUACCAUAUUCUAUCAAAGAUGUUAUAUACUAGUGAUGCGUUAUAUGCCUAUGAGUUUCACUUAUGGUGAAGCUUCUAUACUGGUGCAAGGUGUUUUGCUCUUUGUGGUGAACUGUGCGCUCUUUUUGAAUGGCAUGGUGUGUGAGAAGGCGUCAGAACUUUUUGGUGAUUUGGCUAAUUUAAAUGUUAUCAUGAUGUUUGCUUUACUUUGGCUUUUGCUUGUUUGCAUUUUAUUGGCAGUUUUCAAAACUUUACGCAAACCUUUACUGUUUUAUCCAUUAAUGGGUAUUUUUGUAUUAGGUGCUACCUUGUCACCGGUGACUAAGCCUUUGCCUAUAGUUUUUGUCUUAAAAUUUAUAUUUAGAGAUUCUAAAAGGCUUUACAUAAUUAUUUUCUAUUUGAGUUUGGUCGCUGCAACAGUUUUUGUUAUUAGCUGGCAAUUGCGUCGUAGCACCAAACAAGCUUCGACACGUGUUCGAAAAAUGUUUCAUUUACUAGUGGUACUGGUCUAUAUACCAGGCCUUCUCUAUGAAUGUACAUUUCUUUAUAUUGCCUCAGGUGUAGCUUUAGCUCUCAUGGCCAUAUUUGAUUUGUUACGAAUAUUACAGAUGCCUCCAUUUGCCAAUAUCUUAGAAACUGCUUUUCAUUCAUUUGCCGAUGAAAAGGAUGCCGGUGUCAUAGCAUUUACGCCAUUUUGUUUAUUGAUCGGUUGUUCCAUACCCAUGUGGAUACAACCCUGUCCUUGUUAUCAAAAUGAUAACGGAUUGAAUCCAAAGCUUUUACCUUUAUUAGCCGGUAUUUUAACAAUUGGCUUUGGUGAUACAGCCGCCAGUGUGAUAGGUUCCAAAUAUGGUCAUACUAAAUGGAAAAAUAGUUCCCGUACAUUUGAGGGCUCUAUUGCCUAUAUUGUGGCCGUAUUAGUACCAAUAGUCAUUUUAUGCUUAUUCGAUUUGUUGACCUUAACAUCAGUGCAAUGUUUAAAUUUAAUUUUAGCCACAAUUAUUACAUGUCUCAUAGAGGCCCAUACAGAUCAAGUAGAUAAUUUAGUUUUACCUUUAGUAUUUUAUAUUAUUGUUAAUUUAGUUUAAUUUUAGUCAAAAUUAUUUACAUUCCUAUUUGCCGUAUAAUACUAGAGACUUUGUUACUGUUAUGAGAUUCUUUUCUUUAACGACUUGUAUUAUAUUUUUAUAUAUUUUGUUAAUUUUUAUUUAUUUAAUAAAAACAAAUUUCUUUAUAUUCUAAGAAAACUGAUGCGUUUUUUUGUCAUAGU